AUGGCUCAAAUUUCAGGUGUUGGCGACAAAAUGGCAUCACUAGCAGAUGAAGUGGUUCAGUUGAUCAUCCCGUCGCUUGUCGAACAAAUCGAGUCGCCAAUAGAGGGACUCCAGACAAAUGCGCUUGAUGUGCUUAAUGAUGUUUUAGUACACGCUGGCACCUUUGUAUCUUCACAUGCUCCAUUAGAACAGGCGGUUGCGGAUAUCCUGUUGUCCAAACUUUCAUCUGGUCGUGCAUCGCUUGUGCGCCGGGGUAUUCAAGGCCUGAGCUUCUUGUCUCAGGUGUGUAGAAUACACACUUAUGAUGCUAUUUUGGAACGUGGUUUGGCAGGGCUACAACCACCUUUCUUGUCUGAGGCAGUUGCCGUACAGUUGCUGGGUGUGUUGGCUAGGGAGACCCCCCAGCGUCUUCGCCCGCACAAGACCAAAUAUACACAUGGCUUGAUCUCGGCACUUGAGCGAGCAAACCAAAAAGAAGAGGCGGAUGAAUUUCGGGAGUCCUGCCUGGUUUCACUUCAGUCACUUGCACGCAUGGCAGGCGCUGAGCCAGAAUGCAUGAAGGGCGCCUUGGAAACAGCUCUGAGCAUGCUUCAGUACGACCCUAAUGCUAUGGAUGCCAUGGAUGAGGAUGACAUCGGCGAUGACUUGGAACUUGAUGAUGACGACAUGUUGGACACUUUCUCAGACGACGAUGAUCUCUCGUGGCGGGUGCGCCGCGCUGCGAGCCGCUUGCUCGGGACAUUAUUUGAAGAAAACCCUCAAGAAAUGGUGCCAUCAGCGUCUCGUGUAACUGCUGCAUUAGUAGAAAGACUUAAAGAGCGCGAAGAGACGGUGCGCUUGGAGGCUUUGGGAGCUUUGAAAAGCGUACUGAUAGCUGCCCCUGAAGCCUUCCGAUCACACACUUCAAUUGUUGAGGCACUCUGUACGUGGCGAGGUGCAGCGGCACAAGUGGCUGCAUUGGAUGCACUCGACAAGUUCGUCUCUUCAUUCGGGAUGGCCUUGUCGCAAGGCGAAAAUGCUCUGAAUUUGGCUCUAUGUGCCGUCGAAGAUGAAACUAAAACACAUAGCAAAGGGCGUUGCAUUGCUGGUUUGGCGCUGCUUCGCCAACUCUGCGUCUGUGUACCAACCGUCGUGCUUCCUCAUGCUGUACGAGUCGCUACAGCGCUGGCUGAAUCGAGUCAGUUAUCUCACCACCACACAGCACUUGAGGGGCUCGAGGCAAGUACGCAGUUUUUGUGGCACGUGGGACCUCGAGUGCCUCAACAGGCCGAGCUUUUAUGUGAUGCUGUCUGUACACGAUUGGAACGCUCUGACACGGAUGCUUCCGUGCGUGAUGCUGCACUAGUAGCAUUGGAUGCAGCCUUAUGUUCGACGGGUGCGCAACUUACCGACCGGCUACCUCGUGCCUUGGCAUUGAUCUAUGCGCGUCUGACGCAUGAAGUGACUCGUGCUCGAUGUGUGCAAGUGGUCCAUGAUGUAAUGACGUGCAGAUCGCUGCAGACAUGCGCUCCUACUAAAGAUUUUGCACGUCAAUGUCUGGCCCCUCUGUCAGAUCUUGCCCGUCAAAGAGACACUGCUACAUCUUCACUCCGUGCCCUGCACAGUGUUGCUGUGCUGCUACAAAAUGAAGCCCAGCCCACGUUACUUAAUAUUCUGAGCCGAGAAUUGCCUGCUGUGAAUUCCCCGAUGUUGCCACCCACGCUUGAAUUGGCAGAACUUGCUGUACAGUGUGAUCCCAGUGUGGCGCAUACUGUCGUUGACAACGUGCUUCCAGGCUUGUUGAAGCAGCUAAGCGAUGUUCCACCUCCUGCGUUGGAGGCUCUUCACUCACUUCUGACAUCACUUGCAUCAGCUGAGGACUCGCUCGCACCUGCCCUGGUAACUGCUCUUGAGCAUGCUUGGGAGUUGCAUUGUAGCGACCGAGCAGCACAGGUACCUCUGGUCUACGCUCAGUGCUUGGGAGCUGCCGCCGCUGCUAGUGACUCAAUCAGCACAGUCCUGGCUCGUGUUCAGGCAUUGUUGAAGGAACAAAGCACCACAGCACAGACCCUUGCACUGUACGCCCUAGGUGUGCUGGGACAAAAAGGCUUGCUUACAGGCUGGCCACAUGCGCAGCAUGUCUUUAAGACAGUCUUGAACUUGCAUUUACACGGACGUGCAUUUGCUUUGGGAGGGAUGAUAUUGAGCAAUGCUUCGUUUGCUUCGCCGGUCAUUGAAAAGCUGGCGGGGGGGGAAGCUGAUGCUGCUCGUAUCUUGUGUGAAGCACUUUCGCUCGCAUCUGAAACCCAAACCCGAGACUUGGCGCCAAUGAUGUGGCCCUAUCUGCAAAGUGCUAUUCUUGCUGAGCACGCGCCAGAUGCAUGUGCUGAAUGCAUUGCACGUAUCGUCGUGGUUGAUACGAAGCGCCUUGGCGAGUUGGCUCAGCUAGUUCAGGCACCACAAGUGCCAAUGCGAGUAAUGGGUCUGGUCGCUGUGCGUACACUUUUAUCUCUGGAUCGCCAAAAUGCAGCUGAUGACGAAAUGAACAAGUACUCCGGCAAGUUCUUUGAGAGAUUGGGAGACCCUGAACUGCCAGUGCGUCGAGCGGCCAUGAUGGUUCUGCAUGCAGCAGUGAACAGCCGAACGACACUUAUGUUGAAGCAUGCGUCACUCGUCUUGCCUUUCUUGUACGAUGCAACUGUCGUCCGCGAAGACUUGAAGCGCAAGGUGCUUAUGGGUCCAUUCACAGUUAUCCAGGAUGACGGACUUGACCUACGCAAGAAUGCGCUCGAGACACUCUUUACAUUCGUUGACACGUGUAUCGAUUGCCUCCAACUGCGUGAUGUCAUGGACUGUGUGUUGCGUGCACUCAGUGAUGAUGACAGUGUGAAGCUACUCGGCUGCCUAAUGUUGAUGAGACUUGCGGACCUGGAGUACAUGGACUUGACGCCCUACCUCGAUGCAAUCACACCAAAAUUACAAGCCAUUCUCACGCGCAAAGUGCGCGACAAUGCCACGAAGCAGGAAGUCGAAAAGGCGUCGGAAAUCACACAUGCCGUCCUUCGCGUGCUGACUCGACUCGCUCCCUUGGCCCCUUUAAGCCCCUCUUUCACAGAGCUUCUCGCACAGACACGCGCCUCUCCACAUGGUGAAGCGUGGCUGCGUCUGAUGGCUGAUCGAUCGACGGAAGGGGCCCGCCCGUAA
Molecule: messenger RNA, 3183 nt
Organism: Malassezia globosa CBS 7966
Lineage: Eukaryota; Fungi; Basidiomycota; Malasseziomycetes; Malasseziales; Malasseziaceae
Exons: 1
Coding region: 1-3183 (1060 amino acids)
Biological process (GO): protein ubiquitination; SCF complex assembly
Cellular component (GO): nucleus
Source: RefSeq, a predicted model, not a curated record